AUGAAUAGUUCAGAGAAUUCGAGCGAAGAGACUGAUCAGCUGGAAGAUGCAGAUUCAGGAGGGAUCAGACGAUCUUACGAGUGCACAUUUUGCAGAAGGGGCUUCACCAACGCUCAGGCGUUAGGGGGUCACAUGAAUAUUCAUAGAAAAGACAGAGCCAAAGCCAAACAAAGUACUCCUAAUUCUUCUCUUUCAAACAGAUUUUCCAAUGAGGAGUCCUUUGCAUCAGCCUCCCCUUUUCUUUCAGAAAUAUCUUCAGGCCAACAAUCCUCAAAGUUAUACUCCAUUUUCGAGGUUCAGGGAAACUAUAACAUGUAUUUCCAGCCAUCUUCUGCAACAAACCCUGGAGACCCUUCUCCUGCACCAUAUGCCUUCCCCUUUGAGUAUCUUAAUCCGAGGUCCCAUCGUCAGUCUGUGGAUGUGAACCCAGAGCUUCUAGGGGCCAAUUUGAGCCUCCAGAUUGGUCCAAGUCAUGUGGAAAGUAAUCAGAAAGACGGCGAAGUGGACUUAGAGCUCAGACUUGGCCAUCAUCCCUAUUGAAGCUAGCUUUUUUAAGGUAUAUAUUAGAUACAGAUUA
Neltuma alba is the source of this 577-nucleotide messenger RNA. RefSeq names its product zinc finger protein 10-like. Bases 1 to 540 code for a protein of 179 amino acids. The record is from RefSeq and is a predicted model, not a curated record. NCBI's taxonomy places the organism in Eukaryota, Viridiplantae, Streptophyta, Magnoliopsida, Fabales, Fabaceae. The transcript has a single exon.